Molecule: messenger RNA, 2441 nt
Organism: Sorex araneus (European shrew)
Lineage: Eukaryota; Metazoa; Chordata; Mammalia; Eulipotyphla; Soricidae
Gene: LYRM9
Product: LYR motif containing 9
Exons: 4
Coding region: 112-348 (78 amino acids)
Source: RefSeq, a predicted model, not a curated record
CGACGCCGCGCGCGCGCGCGCGCCCGUCCCGGGGCGCAGGCGCACUCGUGGCCGCCGCGUCCGCCGCGCCCGGGACGGACGUUCCCCCGCGAGGAGGCGGAACUCUGGCCGAUGGCCCCGCUGCCAGGGGCCGAGCUGGUCCAGACGCCGCUACAGCUCUACCGAUACCUGCUGCGCUGUUGCCGGCGGCUGCCGACCAAGGGCAUCCAGGAGCAUUACAGACAUGCCAUCAGACAGAGUUUCCGAGUUCAUUCAGAUGAAGACAGCCCUGAGAGAAUCCAACAGAUUAUUAAAAGAGCCAUUGAAGAUGCUGACUGGAUCCUGAACAAAUAUAAAAAGCAGAACUGAGCCGCUCCACCAGAGCCCGGCGCCGGGUGGAAGACUCUGAGGUUGUGAGACCCUCUUCUGGAUCCGGACAGGAGCCGCACUAUUGGUUUGGGGGUUCCUAGGGAAGAGUGAGGUGAGGGCAAGGCUGCCUCCUGCCCCGCCGACCUCUCCUCCCCUCACUCACACCAGACCCCUUCCCCCAUUCCCAUCAGACCACCAGGCCUCUCCUCCCCCACCGUGGUGCCCCCACACCCCGAGUCCUUCAUGUGGCUCUUCCUGCUGAUCCAGUGUGGGGAGAAUGUUUUUACUUUGCUCUGAAGAGGGAUGCGGUGUUCAGACCUGGAGCGGCUGUUCCCAGAUGUGCAGAGGACCGGGCACAUCUUGGCUGGCUUCUCGAGGCUGUGGGUCCCGUGGCCCUCCCUGCACUCUCUGUCCGAGCCUGAUCAAGGAAGGAAGAGUGAAAGAUGGAUCACGGUCGGCGCGGCAGUGUGGCAGGGGGCUUCCUGCAAGCCCUCCGAUGGGAUUCAGGAAGACGGAGUUAAAGAACUUGGCGUAUGUGGUGCCGUACCCCAAGGAGACCCCUGGGCCGAGGGGCUCUGUGCACCCCUUACCACUCUCACUCUCACCCUCCUCACUUUGGCACCUCGUCCCGCCCUAGCUGCGGCUCCAAGAACUUGCUGUCUGUCCUGACGGGCCCCUCCCUCUUUGUCACCCCCUUGGAAGGAAAGGACAGUGCUCGAGGUCAGAAUGUCAUUUCGGUCACAGAAGCCUGUCAUCCACGGAGAAAGAGAAGGUUGAGUCUCAUGCCAGUUCCACAGCAGAUGCCCUUGGGUUUCUCGCCUUGUCUCUCCUGCCUGCCGUCUCCCAUCUCACAGGGGAGCAGAGAGGGGCCUGCCUCAGAGGACUGUGGUGAGGAGUCACAGUGAGGAGGGAAACUGAGGAAGCAUUCAAGUAUCUGUUCCGGUGGAGGAAGGGCCUCGAGAAGUGCCUCCUCAGAAGCCCCCGUGGGAGCCUGUGCCAGGGGCACGGCUGACACCUGGGGCUUGAGAGUUCCAGGACUCCCGAGUCUCCAAACAGCACAGGCUGGGGAGCUAAAGGGGAGCAGUGGACGGGGCCAAAAGGAAGGGAAAGGGCAAGCCCAGAGCCCUGGUGAGAGUGAGGAAAGCAGCCGUGCGGGGGACCCCCAACGUCCACCCCACAGCUGGCACAUCAGGCCUUCUGUGUUAUGACUGAACAUAUUGGUGUCCAUGGGUACCCCUGGUGGGUCACACUGGAAUGUGGUUUAAUACAGCCCGAGGCACCAGUGUCCAUGUGCUACAGGGACACAGCCACGUCGGUACCCUAACAGAUACUUUUGGCCCACCAGGAGGCAUGUGCAGCCACUGGAGAAAGCUCUGGAUCUUUUCCAGCACCUACUUGCUCCCUGCAGGCAUUGCUCCUACUGUGUGCUGCCGUCACUCUAGGUGUUGAGUGUGACACAUAGUCACGCCAGGGAUUGGGGAGCAAGAUGAGGCCCAGGUAGGCCUCACAGAGCCCCCCGUGGCCUUAUGGGUCAGGCGCACGGUCUCAUGUGGUCUCAUGUGAGCCUCGUGGGCCCACGUCUGAAGCCUCCCCCUCUGCACCUCACUGUGUGGUGCCUCCGAGAGCUGCAGGGGAUGCCUGGAUCAGAGGAGGAAGGGAGCCUGAGUCCCAGCAGGUGAGGCGUGAGAGAAGGCUGGCCAGGGCUGCGGGCAGUCAGGGCCCUGCCCUUGGCUGGCUUCUAGAGGCCGUGGCUCCCCACACCCUCCAUUCGGUCAGAACUUGAUCUAGAAAGGAACGAAAUCUGUCUUCUUGCUUUCUGCGUGGCCCCACAAACGUGUCCACCCAACAGACGGUCUCUCCCUCUCCCUGCGCUCUGCCUUCUCUCUGCAGGUGCCCACAGCUGCCCUUUCCUGCUGGCCCAGGAGGAUGCAGAAAUCCUGGGUUUUGCCGGACCAUCUUUGGAAUCUUCACAUAAAUCUCCCACACUUAUGUAAUUGUUAUUCCCCCCUCCUUUUCAUCUAUCCAAUGGUAAUUUGUUUGUUCAACCAGCUGAAUAAACAAGGGGAAGGGGAUUUUCCCCCCUCUCUAGAUUG